ACUACGCCUCGAUCGUGCUCCAGUGGAUGUUCCGCUCAAGUCUACCGAGAAUGUGACAAGCAUCGAUCUACUCUAUGCAGUCCUGCCAGCGCCGUUGAUUUCAGAAGUGAUAAAGGUGUCAUAUUCACACUAUCGCCGCCUUCGUGAUCCCGGAUUCGUGCUGUUAAAUGCCCCCGAUGUUUCUUGGAUGUGGGACUCACCCCUUCAGAAGACGGCAUUGACAGCUGUAUCUGCCCCGAAUGCGAGUCCCAUUGGUGUCGGCUAUGUAACUCGGAACCUCACUGGCCGAUAA
Molecule: messenger RNA, 292 nt
Organism: Cooperia oncophora
Lineage: Eukaryota; Metazoa; Nematoda; Chromadorea; Rhabditida; Trichostrongylidae
Source: the annotation of a GenBank genome assembly